This is a messenger RNA of Acyrthosiphon pisum (pea aphid), 2648 nucleotides long. Its product is annotated as maltase 2. Gene Ontology annotation, biological process: carbohydrate metabolic process. The transcript is spliced from 10 exons. NCBI's taxonomy places the organism in Eukaryota, Metazoa, Arthropoda, Insecta, Hemiptera, Aphididae. The record is from RefSeq and is a predicted model, not a curated record. Bases 611 to 2098 code for a protein of 495 amino acids.
UAUUCACAGAUAUAAUACUAUACAAGUGAUUAUAACACUUUCGUGAAGUUGGCCCACCUGAGUACUGCUAUUUUUUUUAAAACCUAUGCCAUUAUUUUUCAAGGUACUUUCAAGUAUUUGCAAGUCUAUUUUUAGAAUUCGCAAGUCCAAACUUUUACCAUGAAACCAAGAAAUUUAAAAGGUCAAAUUCACGUAAUAAACGAUAGUUUUCAAUUUGUAAGUAUUUGCAAGACCCUACUUAAAAUGUGCAAGUCAUUCAGGUGGCCGCUAUGUAGUAGCCGCUUACUUUUAAGAGCGACACCCACCUUUUUUAUUAACUAAUAUAGAUUUUUUUUUCUUAAAAAUAUAAUUUUAUGAGUCGGAGGCCAGCUAUGAAAUAUAUCCAUAGCUGCCAAAGUAUAGAUUUACGAAUUUAUAAAGCAUGUUUCAAAUUAGUUUCAAAAUAUUGGCAUAGGUUUGUAGUAGAUCGGGUUAAGUCGGGAGUCAAUUAAAGUUUCAGAUCAAAACACCACGACAAAUGCAAAACUUCUAAAGUAUUAUCCAGAAACUAGAUCAUUUCACUGAUCUUGGUAUUGAGACAUUAUGGGUUGGUCCACUUUUCAAAUCACCUAUGGAUGAUAUGGGAUAUGAUGUAGAAGAUUUUUAUAUGAUAGAUCCUAUGUUUGGAACAAUGGGUGAUUUCAAAGAAUUAGUUUUUGAAAUGAACAACCGAAAUCUUAAACUGAUAAUUGACCUUAUACCAAACCAUUCAAGUUACAAAUGCGGGUGGUUUAACAAAUCAAUCAAACAAGAAGGAAAGUACAAAGAUUAUUACAUGUGGCGUAACGCUUCAAAUCAAGACGAACUCCUCAUUAACUCAUCAAUUACACCAAUACCACCAAAUAAUUGGUUGAGUAUGUUUGGGGGUUCCGCUUGGACAUGGAAUGAACAACGAAAUCAAUUUUAUCUUCAUCAAUUUAGUAAGGAGCAACCAGACUUUGACUUGAGAAAUCCUGAUGUUAACAAACAAAUUUUGAACGUAAUAGAAUUUUGGAUGGAUAAAGGAGUUUCUGGAUUCCGGUUCGAUGCUGUCGAUUUUUUAUACGAAAAUAUUUCAUUAUAUGAUGAACCAUUGAGGCCAGGAAUGAGCAAUUUAACUGAAUACAGUGAACCAGAUCAUAUAUACACUACAAAUCAACCAGAAGUUAUAAAUACUGUAUUAGAAUGGAAGGCGUUUAUGGAUAAUUAUACAAAAAGCAAGAACAUAACAAUUUCUAGUUUAAUGGCAUCAGAAGCUUAUGCAGACGUAAAUAUAUUAAUGCAAUAUUACGGAAACUCAACGAACCCUGGAGCUCAAAUACCAUUUAACUUAGCAUUGGUGAGGUGUCCAAAGGAUGAUCAUAUUGUUGAAUCUAUAGAUAACAUUAUCCAAAUUUGGUUGGCUGGUUUACCAGAAAAUGCAGUGGCCAACUGGGUGAUGGAAAAUCAUGACACUUCAAGAUUGUCGUCGAAAUUUGGUGCUGAAUCGGUACCAAUAUUUACUGCGUUAAAAUUAGCUCUUCCUGGUAUUGAAGUAACAUAUUAUGGUAGUGAAAUUGGUAUGGAGGACAACAUGUAUUUGAGACCGGAACAAAUAAAAGAUACUAAUAUUGCUGGUAUUGGUGAUCCAAAAUUGAGGAAACCUAGAGAUUACGAAAGGUGUCCCAUGCAAUGGGAUGAUUCGAGUAACGCAGGUUUCACUGAAGAGAAAAAGUCAUGGUUACCAGUAAAUCCAAAUUAUUACAAACUGAACGUCGAAACACAAAAAAAAAUACCAACCAGUAACUAUAAUUUUUAUAAAAAAAUGUCCCAACUUCGAAAAACUAAUACGUUGAAAAACGGUGAUCUUCAGACGUAUAAUAUUUCUAAAUCGAUUUACAUUUUAAAGAGGUCACUAUUAGAACAUGAAUCAUACAUUGUCGUGAUGAACUUUGGCAGUGAAACUGAAACAGUCAUUUUGUCUAAUAUAAUGAGUAAUCUCAAAGAUGAACUAUUCGUAUACUUAGGAAGUGAAAAUUCUGCGUACAGCCCCGGAAAUAAAGUAUCUACUAUUUCAACCGGGUAUCCAUUACAACUAUGACCACAGUCCGUUGUCGUAUUAACAGAUAAAUAUAUUGAGUCUGAAUCAUCAAGAAAUAAUGCUAGUGGAAGAACAGAAUUCAGUACGAAAUUAAUUAGUUUACUCUGUAUUUAUAUUUUUACAAGUUGGAUUUUAUAAAUUUAUUUUAGAUACAUAGUUUUUGAGUAAGAUUCAGUUAAUUGUAAUAGUUUAUUAUAUUUUUUAAAGAACUUUGUAUGUGUUGUAUUUUUUUCAUAAUGUUAAGGUAAUUUAUUUCCUAUUUUUAUUUUGUCUGUCAUCUCUUUUUAAAACAAUAUAUAUACUUUGAUCUCUAUAACUACUUUUUGGGUAGUAAAUUUGAUUUAGGUGGUUAAUAAGGAAGGAGUUUUACAGUAGGUAGCAUAAGUUCUUGACAUAUUUAUUGUUAUUUGGUUAUUCUAAAAUGAACGACUAUAAAGAUUAUAAAUUGUUUACCAAAUAUGUAUGUAACAAUUUUCUAGAUAUGGCAAACAUUUCAUUGUAUUAAUAUAUUUUGACUCUUUUUAUGAUUUUUGUAGACAAUUUUAAAUAU